UCUUCUUUUCAUUUCCUUUUCACUCGCGCGCCCGUGGAAAUUUCGUUUCGCGUAAAUCGCGCCGCGCGCCAACAAUAAUGCUCGGGAGAACGUCGCUGGUGGAACAAAAAAGGAUCCAGUGGGCGAGAGAGAGAGAAGAAAUGGCACGUCUCGGCGGAAGCUGGAGUCUUCUGAAAGAUAACGUCAAUAUCCGCACCAAUAUCCGAACGUAUCCGAGCGGCGGCGCAAGAAUGUCCUUGGCGGGCACGAAGGACAAGCUGUCGUCCUCGAAACCUUUUCGUGCCGCUGGACAUUACGGAAGCACCGUCAGCCUCAAGAGCCUGGCGACAGAGAGUUCCGGAAACGGCGGCACCAGCCUAAAGUGUUUGGACUGCAACGGUGGUAGCUUGAUAAAUCUGCACGAGCAGACGGAAGUGUCGCAAAUCAGGCACAGAAGCCCGAGCUUGCCACCGAUUUACAACAAGGAUCAGCAACAAUAUCUUUGUCAGAGCCAACAACGAGAUUUCGCAGCAGAACGACUGCAUUAUCAUUCGGAGAAACAUCAUCGACUGUACGAUCGUUAUGAGAAUUCGAAAAAUAAUCAUUACGGCUCGCAAGGCGAAGAACGGGAGGGAGAGACUUCCGGUUACGCCAGCGACUCCGUAGACGUGCCCGUAUCGGCGAAAGGAACAUUGUUGCCCGAUUGCAAGCCACUAGGGGCGGACAUGGCCGAGAAGACGUGGCAGAAUCCCUAUCAGACAACGCCCGAAAGUUCAUUGCCACCAUCGAGGAGAUUAUCUGAUGGCAGAAUAGGCGAACUUAACAGGCCAAGGUGGGGUAGUGUCUGGGGCCAGGAGACUGCACGAGGAGAUCCACCGCCGCCCUCUUGGCUGUCGAGAUUAGGGCACUCCAGUCAAGUUCUAGUUAUUAAUCACGACAGCGCGAGUAGCUCGGACAGCUCGACGGUGGGCUCAAUCGGAUCCGACAGCAAGACCUAUCUCCGCGGUCAAAAUAUUCCUGUCGAUGCACAAAUUCUUCAAGAGAGAGAGGUGAAGAGACAGAAAGCUCUGGCGCUGCAGAACGCGAUCAAAAAGCAACUGGAAGAGAGGGAUCGACAAAGGAAGGAAGAAAAGGAGCGACGUCUGAGGGAGGAACGGCUGGAAGAAGAACGGAUCAAACGAGAAAGGGAGAAAGAGAGGGAAAGAUUCGAGGAAGAGCAAAGAAAACUGAAAGACCGGGAAGCGGCUAAGCUGAGGCAAGCCGAGGCGAUGCGCGAAGUUUUAGAAGCGGCGGAACGUUUAGCGAAGGAACAAAAGAAAUUUCGGCGAAAGUGUGAGAAAGAUAACGAGGAAACGUCCGCCGUGUCUUCAAGAGACUGCGAAUCCAAUACUUCGAGUGAAAGUCAGACCGGCAACAAUUGUCCGAGCGAAAGGAGGGACGACGACGUUAAGAACGAAAUGGAAACGUUGAAUAAAGAAGAGAGUAACAAUGUUAAUGACAAUAGUAAUAAUAAUGAGACGCACAAUGACGAUAACAACGACGAUGACAACAAUACGACGGAGGAAUCGAUGGAACAAACUACCAACGAUAUAAAGUCAGUCCAGGUUCCUGUCAGCAAGGAUGUGGCCAUUGUAUUGAGUGGCCGACUCGAAGAUUCAGAUCUGCUCAACAAAGCGAAUCUGCAGUUGGUCAACUUGGUGUUGACUCCGACACCAAGAAAAUUGGAAAAUAAUUCCAACGACAAUUUGCGCGUAGGUUUGAACAGCCUGAUGCAGAAUGUGGCAAGUUCGAACCUCGCUCCGAAUUCCUCUAUAAUAUCGAAGAUGAUCGUUGAGAACAGAUUGCUCACGCCGAGCAAGUACAGGGCCACGAACGGUCGAGAUUUCGGCACGCAAACAGAUAUAGAAAACGAUCAGGAUUAUCCGGAGAAAGUGCAGGACUUGUCCGCUAAGGAUACUUCUAUGAAGGACCGCAAGGAUGCAACGAAUGCGAUUAAAAGGGACAUCGAAAAGUCUGCCAACGUUGGAUUCGUGGAAGAAAUUCUUGUAAAGUCAUUUCCUCGAUCGAAACCUCAAGCUAGAAGGGCCAUAGAAUCUAGACCGCAGUGGAAUGCUAAUAGGCCGGGAACACGAUAUCGCACGCAAAGUGAAAAAGAUCCUCAUUAUCAACGACGAUUGCGAAUGAGGAGGCGUCAAGUGGAGUCCAGCGACGAACGUUCCAGGUCACCAUCACCCGACAGGAGGAAAUUUCUAAAUAUUAAAUCGAAAAUUCGAGCGUUAAGUAGGCCGAAGUUAAAGGUCGACAGCUACGACGCUGAUCUCUCGAUGGAUAGCUUGAAUUCUAUCGUACCACUGAGAACUGAUAAGAAUGGAAGAAUCACUAUCGAGGAAGCCAGAUGCGAACAAAACGAUAAGACUCGACUGGGCAACGCUCGUACAAAUAACACCGACGAUAUCAAGAAAUCGCCGAACGAAAAUUCCAAUAUCUGGUGCGGACAAGAAAUUUUAUCGAAAUUAUCUACAUUGAAAAACGGUCUUUUAAUGAAACAGAUCGAAUGGGAUUCCGAGAGAUGCCUGAUCUCUCCCGCUGCAUCCGAGAUCUUUUAAGAGAAACCAAACAGUCGCGCAUUUCGUUCGUCACGUUUUUUUCUUUUUUUUUUCUUUUUCUUUCUUUUCCUUUUCGUUGCUUUCGUUUUAUUUUCGUAGAAAACGAGAUCGUACAGACAACGUUGUAGAAUAAGGAAGGGAAAUAAUGAUUUA
This is a messenger RNA of Frieseomelitta varia, 2738 nucleotides long. RefSeq lists its product as uncharacterized. Lineage: Eukaryota; Metazoa; Arthropoda; Insecta; Hymenoptera; Apidae. Bases 78 to 2585 code for a protein of 835 amino acids. The record is from RefSeq and is a predicted model, not a curated record. Gene Ontology annotation, biological process: cilium assembly. The transcript is spliced from 11 exons. Gene Ontology annotation, cellular component: microtubule; cilium. Gene Ontology annotation, molecular function: microtubule binding.